Penicillium coprophilum is the source of this 1056-nucleotide messenger RNA. Its product is annotated as zinc-dependent alcohol dehydrogenase family protein. Gene Ontology annotation, molecular function: oxidoreductase activity. The transcript is spliced from 3 exons. NCBI's taxonomy places the organism in Eukaryota, Fungi, Ascomycota, Eurotiomycetes, Eurotiales, Aspergillaceae. The record is from RefSeq and is a predicted model, not a curated record. The coding region runs from base 1 to 1056 and encodes 351 amino acids.
AUGGCCGUUCAACAAUGGAUCACGCCCUUGAAGGGCAUUGACAGCCUUAGCCGGACCGAAGCUCCAAUGCCCGUACCCGGGUCGAGCGAUGUCUUGGUAGAGAUCCGAGCCAUCUCACUGAACUACCGCGACGUGGAAGUCACCAAGGGCGAGUAUCAACAUCACAAAACCGCUGAACAGGAUGCCACCAUCGUGCCCUGCUCGGAUAUGUGUGGAGUGGUGACACAGGUUGGGUCUAGUGUGACCAAGUGGACAAUCGGUGACCGGGUGCUUUCAACUUUCUUGCCCGAUCAUCAAACUGGCCAGGUGACCGAGAAGGAGCUGGGCAGGGGCCUGGGGCUGCCACAGGAUGGUGUCCUUGCAACCCACCGCGUGUUCCCUGACUACAGUCUAGUAAAAGCACCUAGCUUCAUGUCAGAUGAGGAGGCCGCCACGCUUCCCAUUGCCUCGGUCACAGCGUGGAUGUCUAUCAAUGGCAUGCGACCGAUCGGCCAGAGCGGCGGGAAGGACGAAUACGUCUUGCUCCAGGGAACUGGUGGUGUAGCUAUCGCCGGACUACAGAUUGCAAAGGCCGCUGGCGCAAAAGUGCUUAUCACCUCCUCGUCCGAUGCUAAAUUGGACCAGGCUAAAGAGCUAGGUGCCGAUUUUACUAUCAACUACCGCACCAAUCCCAAUUGGGAAGAGGAAGUGAUGGAGGUGACUGAGAACCAUGGUGCUGAUAUUAUCUUGGAAGUUGGCGGAGCCAAGACACUGCGGAAGAGCUUUGAUUGCAUCGCUUUCGGAGGGUUGAUCAACUGUAUUGGCUAUGUCUCAGGCAAAAUUGAUGCUGACGAGGACCGCCUGAAUGUCAACCUGCUGGCGCUUCGUCGGACGGUAACACUGAAGGGAAUCAUCAACGGCCCCAAGGAUCGGUUUGAGGAGAUGAUCCGUUUCUACGAAGAAACUCAGAUUCACCCCGUGGUUAACCGGGUCUUUUCUUUUGCUGAGGCCAAAGACGCAUUUAGGUUCCUGGAGAGCGGUAGCCACUUUGGUAAGGUGGUCAUCAAGGUUAAAUAG